This is a messenger RNA of Polychytrium aggregatum, 832 nucleotides long. RefSeq lists its product as uncharacterized. The record is from RefSeq and is a predicted model, not a curated record. The coding region runs from base 56 to 757 and encodes 233 amino acids. Lineage: Eukaryota; Fungi; Chytridiomycota; Chytridiomycetes; Polychytriales. The transcript is spliced from 6 exons.
ACCACAUCAACCGCAUCAACCGCAUCAACCGCAUCGACACUUGCACACCACCCCCAUGGAAGAUCUCUCUGCGCCGAGUCUGGCCGAGACGGGCGGCUCCUUUGGCUCGCUCGCCGACCUGGCCCACAAGCGCAUCGCCACGUUCGCCUAUCUGCGGAAGCUGCACGACGGCAACUCGUAUUAUCUCUCAACGGUGCUCCUGCCCAGCGAUGCCCUGGCGGUCCUCUACGACAACACCAAAACGAAAAAGAGGGCCAUCAAAUGGUUCAAUCUCGGCCUCAGCUUGGGCUCCCUGCUGCUGGUCCCAAACCACAUCGAGUUUCUGAAAGCAGCAAACUCGGUCAUGAUGGACUACGAAGCCGAUAUGGAGUCGUCGAAGCCUGGCCUGACUCGGCUCUUCUCCGCAAAAAAGUCAACAUCCGAUCUGCAGAGUGCAGCUUUGGGAGGCUCGAAGGAAUCGCUGGCCCUGCCCGCGUCUCUCCUCGAAUCGGCCCAGCUGCCAUUUGAAAUUGACUACGUCCAGGCGCUCUCGGCUCUCUGCGACAUCUUCAUGGCCUGCUACAACAAGCUCAUGGAGCUCGAGGAGCUGGAGCAGAGUACUGUGUUCCUGGAGGGUCUGCUCAAAUUUGAUACCAGAGCCAAGAAAAUCAUCGGAUUGGUGCUGCUGGACGUGGACCAGCUGGCAAAGAACUUGCUGCGCGAGGAGCUCGAAAUCAUCAAUCCGACAAACACCCUCUUUGGAGAGGAUGUGCGAUAGAGGCGGGUGCGGCCGCCACCGACACCGACACCGACACCGACACCGACACCGACACCGACACCGACACCGACACCG